Pollicipes pollicipes is the source of this 1247-nucleotide messenger RNA. RefSeq names its product ADP-ribosylation factor-like protein 2-binding protein. Lineage: Eukaryota; Metazoa; Arthropoda; Thecostraca; Pollicipedomorpha; Pollicipedidae. The transcript is spliced from 4 exons. Gene Ontology annotation, biological process: maintenance of protein location in nucleus; positive regulation of tyrosine phosphorylation of STAT protein. Gene Ontology annotation, cellular component: mitochondrial intermembrane space. The record is from RefSeq and is a predicted model, not a curated record. The coding region runs from base 378 to 854 and encodes 158 amino acids.
CAAACCGCAGCAAGGGUGAAAUGACGCGCGUGCAUAGGCAAUUGUCCUGAUAUCAGCUAUUGGCAGUGUCUUACGUAUAAAACUUAAGUAUCCUUUAAAUGAAUCAUCUUGCAUUCAAAGACUCCCAAAAUUAUUGAUUGUUUUAAUUCUUACAUAAUUUUUUCUAAAUGGUUGCUUUUCCCAAAACAGAGUACGUAUUAAUAUUUUACGUCAUCAAUUUGGAAGGAUGGACGCGGUAUUCCAAGAUGAAUAAAGCAAUACAAAUUGCCGAAACCUCUUGUCAAGUAACUAAAGAAGGAAAUGCAAACAAAUACAGGAUAAAGUUGAUCAGUAUUCACCGCGGACAAAAAUAAGUUGAUACAACGAAAGGUUUGCAGAUGGAACUGGAGCAAGCAGCUGCAUUGGAUAAUGCAGCAGAUGUGGAUGAAAACAUACAUUGCCACAGUGAAAGAAACUCAUUUGACAAUGUUAUUGGAGAGAUUGAAGAUAUCAUUAUGGAUGCCAGCUUCCGCUCCGCCGAGCGUGAGUUCGUGGAGCAGCACUACGCGCUGUUCGAGCCGGCCGGCGAGGAGAACCGGCUGGAGUGGAUGGAGCUGUUCGGCCAGUACAGCCGGCUGGUGGAGGGCCACCUGGAGACGGAGCUUCGGCAUCGGCUGCCCGGCUUCGCCAUGGACGCGUUCCUCGCCCAGAUGGCUGAGCGUCCGGAAGACCUGGACGGCGACAUCUUCGACUUGCUGCUCUCCUUCUCCGACUUCAACCACUUCAAGGAGAUGAUGCUAGACUACCGGCGCUUCAAACAGGGCGAGGUGCCCUCCCUGGACGGCAUCAUCACCUCGGUGCGCCCUCCGCGUUGACAUAAAGUCACGGUCGUCCGUGGUCGGCCGCCGUUUCUGGCUCAGGGGUCGUGAAAUCCCAGAUGGAACUAAGCGCGGCUGUGAUCAAUCGGCCGGGUGUGGCCGCUGUUAGUGAUCUCGGUUUAAUAAUCUCGCAAUGUGCCUACAUUCCUAGCGAGACUCGUGGCUCGCGCUCCGCACCCCGGAUGCAGGAAGGAGGAUACUCAGCUAUGCACUGCAUGUAAACACGUGUGUAAUGUGUGCACAGCGUGAUGUGCCGAAUACUGCUGGCACUGUGUUUCAUUCGAUACUUGGCGAGCAAUGGGUAGUUGGGGUUCCCGGAACAGGUACUCAGGUGUUGCACUUGUGUGUUGGUUUUAUGAUGACAGGUGAUAAUAAAGACCAUGUCUCACG